GGACCAGUGUCUUCCGGGGGUGCCAGGGAGCUCAGGGUGUCUGUCUGCCAGGCCCUGGGCGCCACAGCCCCUACAUCCUCUGCUUUCUGCCCUCCGUCUCUGACUCUCGAGGCGUCCUCUGUGUUUUCAGCAUCACUUCUCUCUCCGCGGUUCCCUGCAUUUCUGACUCUCUGUCUGUCUCCCUUUCUGUCUGCCUGUGACACGUACUGUCCCUGCCCCCAACCCAAGAGUCGACCCCCAGGCAGCCGGCCCCCAGCAGGAAUGGCCAUGAAGACGCUGAUUGUAACACUGAUUCUGGUCGCUGCAGCCCAGACAGAGGAACAGAAUAAGGUGCUGCAUGGUGGACCCUGUGAGCAGACGUCUCACCCCUACCAAGCUGCCCUUUACACCUCAGGCCACUUGCUCUGUGGGGGGGUCCUCAUUCACCCACUGUGGGUCCUCACCGCUGCCCACUGCAAAAAACCGAAUCUUCAGGUCUACCUGGGGAAGCACAACCUUCAGCAAAGGGAGAGUUUCCAGGAGGAGAGCUCUGUUGUCCGGACUGUGGUCCACCCUGGCUACAACGCCGCCAUCCAUGACCAGGACAUCAUGCUGUUGCGCCUGUCACGUCCAGCCAAAUUCUCUGCACACAUACAGCCCCUGUCCCUGGAAAGUGACUGCGCAGCCAACCACACCAGCUGCCACAUCCUAGGCUGGGGCAAGACGGCAGAUGGUGAUUUCCCUAACAUCAUCCAGUGUGCAUACCUCCACCUGGUGCCCCGUGAGGAGUGUGAGCGUGCCUACCCUGGCGAGAUCACCCAGAACAUGGUGUGUGCCGGGGAUGAGAAGCUCGGGAAGGACUCCUGCCAGGGUGAUUCUGGGGGUCCGUUGGUGUGUGGCGACCGUCUCCGAGGCCUUGUGUCAUGGGGUAACGUCCCCUGCGGAUCCAAGGAGAAGCCAGGCGUCUACACCGACGUCUGCAGAUAUGGCCACUGGAUCCGAAAAACCAUUCAGGCCAACUGAUCCUGAGAGGUGACCUGCACUUCUUGACCUUCCCCCACCUGCCCAGACCCGACCCUUAAUGCUUAAUAAAAGCGAUGACACCACAGCACAAGUCCUCCCUGAUUUUGCUCCAGUCCCAUCCUUGCAUCACUAGGAGCGAUGGGAACACCAGCUAAGGUCUCAACCCUGCCACGAAGAGAUACAGGAAAAUCCCUUCCAAGCACCUCUCCCUCCCCAGUUAUUCCACGGGCUCGACUUCUUCCUACAGAGAAGUGGUCCCCAGUCUGGCCGAACCUGAGCUGGGCUCCCAGCUCCCCCACUUGCUUAGCCGUGCAACCGCGGGAGUGCCUUCCUUCAGUGCAUAGAUUUUCUCAUCUCUAAAAUAAGGAUAAUAAUCGUAUAUCCCUCAUAAGGCGGUGGCUACGUUGUUGGGGAGAUUCAAGGCAGUAAACAUGUGAAACACAUACCGCAGUGCCUGGCACACCCGUGUGAACAAUAAAGGGUGAAUUUUAUUAUUA
Messenger RNA from Aethalodelphis obliquidens (Pacific white-sided dolphin), 1499 nucleotides. RefSeq names its product kallikrein-6-like. Gene Ontology annotation, biological process: proteolysis. Lineage: Eukaryota; Metazoa; Chordata; Mammalia; Artiodactyla; Delphinidae. The transcript has 6 exons. Gene Ontology annotation, cellular component: secretory granule. Gene Ontology annotation, molecular function: serine-type endopeptidase activity. Bases 262 to 1002 code for a protein of 246 amino acids. The record is from RefSeq and is a predicted model, not a curated record.